AUGGGGACCAUAAUCAAUGCUUCCAACAUACUAGAAGUGGAUCUCAUUUUCCCCCGCAACGAAACAUAUGCUCCCGCAGAACUGUUCCCUAUCAUUUUUGCUAUUCAGAAUCCCGAGCGCGCUCGAUAUCUGACGCCGGAACUUACUUAUGUGCACGGCUUCGAGAGCGAUCCUGAGACCGCGUAUAUGAUAAGCAACUAUUCUACUCGGUCUACCUCGUUCACUCUUCAAAGCUCGGCCCCUAAAGUGGAUCUUGUUGCUGGGACGGCCAAGGAAACGUGCCCUACAGAAUACGGCAUAACAAUCAAUGUGACGGAUAAACUCAUGCAAGUCCCCUUGGAGGUAUCGUGGACUUGGGGUAGUUACACAAAUAAUACCUGCGCGGUCGUGGCUUCAUCCGGCCCAACUCCCACUUCGGAUCCUUGCCGAGUCAAUAUUGACAAGACCAUUGCCGCAAGCAUGGAAGCCUCUUUGCAUACCAGCCUUUGCAAUAGUUUGGAUCCCCCAUCCUAUUGCGUGGACGAUAAGGAGAGCGCUGCACAGCAAGUAGCUGUCGCUGGCAUAUCAUGCUUGCUUGCUGCGAUCGGGGCUUUCUGGUUCUUUCUGGUGUGA
This is a messenger RNA of Penicillium chermesinum, 612 nucleotides long. RefSeq lists its product as uncharacterized. The coding region runs from base 1 to 612 and encodes 203 amino acids. The transcript is spliced from 2 exons. Lineage: Eukaryota; Fungi; Ascomycota; Eurotiomycetes; Eurotiales; Aspergillaceae. The record is from RefSeq and is a predicted model, not a curated record.